AUUAUUUGGAUAGUAGAAGAAGAAGAAGGGGCCGGAGGAAGAUCGCUUUUCUCCCCUUUCAUCAUCCCUAAUCUCUCCAUUGCAUUCCCCCGUUCAAUAACUCAUUCUUCCUCCGGCCAAUCCUUCCUCCAUCUCAAGCUUAAUCCUUAAAAAAUCCCACCCAUUUCUGAACUUUUCCGGCAAAUCGAAGACAUUCUUAACGGUGGAGGUUGAACAAAUCCUGGGUUUCUCUUUUUGUUGUAAUUGGAUCAAACAGGUCGGACUUUUCUCCCUUUCCUAAAACCCUUGUUUGCUAAAAAAAUAAUUCAAGAAUUAGAUACCCAAUUUAGCUGCAGAUCCACAAAUGUGGAUGUAAAGAGGUUAUAUUGUAGCUCUGAUUUGUGUGGGGGGGUAAUUAGGGACUGUGAACGAACCCAUUUCUUGAACCGUCAAGAAAUCUGAGAAUUUGAGGUUUAAAUUUUUUAUGGGUAAUUGCUGUAUUACACCAUCUGUUGAUGAAUCGGGCACUAAGAAAGGCAAACACAAGCAAAACCAAAACCCAUUUACUAUAGACUAUGGUACGAACCAGACAUCUCGAGAUUAUGUGCUUGUGUUGGAAAACCCAACCGGCAGGGACCUUGAGCAGAAAUACGAGCUGGGCAUUGAACUGGGUCGAGGGGAAUUCGGUGUAACUUAUCUGUGUACUGACAAAUCAACAGGAGAAAAGUUAGCCUGCAAAUCUAUUUCGAAAAAGAAGCUCAGAACUCGAGUGGAUAUUGAAGAUGUUAAGAGGGAGGUUGAGAUAAUGAAGCAUUUGCCUUCCCACCCAAACAUUGUGAGUUUGAAGGCCACUUACGAGGAUGAUAACGCUGUUCACUUGGUUAUGGAGCUCUGUGAAGGUGGUGAAUUGUUUGAUCGAAUUGUUGCAAGAGGACAUUACACUGAAAGGGCUGCAGCCAAUGUAACUCGAACAAUAGUCCAAGUCAUUCAGAUGUGUCAUAAACAUGGAGUUAUCCAUCGCGAUCUAAAACCCGAGAACUUUUUGUUUGCUAACAAUAAAGAAGCUUCAGCACUUAAGGCAAUUGAUUUCGGGUUAUCUGUAUUCUUUAAACCUGGCGAGAGAUUCAAUGAGAUUGUAGGAAGCCCAUACUACAUGGCUCCCGAGGUUUUAAAACGAAGCUAUGGUCCAGAGGUUGAUGUUUGGAGUGCUGGAGUUGUUCUUUACAUUUUACUUUGUGGUGUCCCACCCUUUUGGGCUGAGACCGAGCAAGGAGUAGCUCAAGCAAUCAUUCGCUCGGUUGUGGAUUUCAAGAGGGAACCGUGGCCUAAUGUCUCCGAUGGUGCCAAAGACCUUGUUAGAAAGAUGCUUGAACCUGAUCCCAAACGACGACUUACAGCACAUGAUGUUUUAGAGCAUCCAUGGUUACAGAAUGCCAAGAAGGCUUCAAAUGUGUCAUUGGGUGAAACUGUGAGAACAAGAUUAAUGCAGUUUUCUGUAAUGAACAAGCUCAAGAAGAGAGCAUUGAGGGUAAUUGCGGAGCAUUUAUCAGUCGAAGAGGCAACAGGAUUUAAGGAGGGAUUCAAAGUGAUGGAUAUCAGCAACAGAGGAAAGAUUAACGUGGAUGAGUUAAGAAUCGGUCUACAGAAACUUGGCCACCAAGUCCCUGAAACCGAUAUCCAUAUUCUAAUGGAAGCAGGUGAUGCUGAUAAAGAUGGAUAUUUAGAUUAUGGAGAAUUCGUGGCGAUUUCGGUUCACUUGAGGAAGAUGGGUAAUGAUGAGUAUCUGAGGAAAGCAUUUGCAUUCUUCGAUCAAAACCAGAGUGGAUACAUAGAGAUGGAUGAAUUAAGAGAAGCUUUGGUUGAUGAAGUUGACAACAAUAGCGAAGAAGAUGUUAUCAACGCGAUCAUGCAUGAUGUGGACACGGAUAAGGAUGGACGGAUAAGCUAUGAAGAGUUUGCAGCGAUGAUGAAGGCAGGAACAGAUUGGAGGAAGGCAUCGAGACAGUAUUCGAGAGAGCGGUAUAACAGUUUGAGCUUGAAAUUGUUCAAAGAUGGAUCACUUGAGUUAAAAGAUGAGGAUAGUUAACUGUGGAAACAUACCUCUUCUUUUUUCUUUCAAUUAUUUUCCCUCAAUUUCUCAUUCCUCGUGUCCUUUUUAUGAAAGAUUGCGAUUUUGAGGUUCACUUAUCUUUAUAAUAUUUCCUGUUAAUUCAGCCUAA
Messenger RNA from Impatiens glandulifera, 2198 nucleotides. RefSeq names its product calcium-dependent protein kinase 7-like. The record is from RefSeq and is a predicted model, not a curated record. Gene Ontology annotation, cellular component: nucleus; cytoplasm. Bases 464 to 2065 code for a protein of 533 amino acids. Gene Ontology annotation, molecular function: ATP binding; calcium/calmodulin-dependent protein kinase activity; calmodulin binding. The transcript has 7 exons. Gene Ontology annotation, biological process: protein autophosphorylation; intracellular signal transduction; peptidyl-serine phosphorylation. NCBI's taxonomy places the organism in Eukaryota, Viridiplantae, Streptophyta, Magnoliopsida, Ericales, Balsaminaceae.